Messenger RNA from Microplitis mediator, 1089 nucleotides. RefSeq lists its product as uncharacterized. The transcript has 2 exons. Bases 361 to 798 code for a protein of 145 amino acids. NCBI's taxonomy places the organism in Eukaryota, Metazoa, Arthropoda, Insecta, Hymenoptera, Braconidae. The record is from RefSeq and is a predicted model, not a curated record.
UGAAGAUUUGGACCUUGAAAUAACUUGAUCCAAAGUUUUCUGUUCGAUUACUAUUCGAUUAAUUCGAAAAAAUUGAAUUCUAGCUAGUAAUGCUGUUGAACUCGUGACCUAGUUUGCCCCUUAUCAUAGUUCUUUAAUCGUUUCUGUUAAAAACAUUUUAGAAAUCACACACACACACACACACACACACACACACACACACACACACACACACACACACACACACACACACACACACACACACACACACACACACACACACACACACACACCUGCUUAAUUCUUUCUACACGAUAUUAUAUUUUAAUAGGAAAGCUAGUCGAAGAACAAAAUAUCGCCUAUAGAGAGUAUUUAGCCAUAAUGGCUUCAAAAACAGUUCAACAAGGCCAGAUUGAAAAUCGUCGCAAAUCUGCCAAAAUUAAAAGCCUAAAUGAACAAUUAACUUUAGGCCAAAUAACACCGAUGCAGUUUUUAGAAUUUGUGACGGAACUUAUACAGUUUCGUCGAGGUAAUAUUGAUGAAUCUAGAAAUGUACAAACUGACAAUGCAGAAGCUAAAAUUGUUGAUGGAGCUGGAAAAAAUGUUAAUAUAAUAGGUAAUGAUGAUGUAAAUGAAAAAGAUGAUGUAGUUGAAAAGGAUGAAGAAACGAGGUGGGAAGGAGAAUCAGAAACUGAGGGAUCGGAAGAGGAAGAUGAAGUAUUUGAUGAAGAAGAAAUGGAUGAUGUAAGUGUUGACGAGAACACGAAUCUUACGAUCAAAGAGGAUAUUCUAAGGAAAGUUAAGAUAGGUACGCUGUAAAACAAUUUUCAUGUGAAAAUUAAAUAAUAGGAAUUACUAUUUAGUUAUGUUAAAAUUUUUGACCAUCAAUGCGAUAGUAGUGAAUAUUUCCUAGAUGAUUGUAUAAAUCGUCUAGAUUGUAAUAUUCAGCAUAUUUAUAAUAAUUGUUACAAUCCUGUAUGUUAAGUAGAGUUAAUUAUUAUGAUUGUUUUAAAUAGUUAUACUUCUAAUUCAGAUGGUAACAGUUACCAUCAGAAAUUAUAAUUGUUACCAUCCUGAUAGUAACUGUUACGAAAUUUAUUUCAGAAGUUA